UCGUCACUCCCCCUUUUAAUACUGCCACAUGGCCCAUAUUUUCUAUUUCCAGUUGAACAGCAGCAAUAAUUAUGAGGAGCUGGAGCAGAUUAUUGAAGUACAUUCCAACUGUUUGUCACAGAGGGACAGCGUAUGUAGCUCAGGGAGUUGGAAAUUCUUUGGCUUGUAAGACAAUUCCAAAUAGAAGAGUACAUGGAUGUAUCCUUGGCUGUACAUCUUCCACUGGCAUGUUCCAAGGAUGUAGGGCUAUACACACCAGUGGUUCUUCGGACAAGGAUGACUAUUACAAUAUGCUGGGUGUUCCCCGUAGUGCCGGUCAGAAAGAGAUCAAGAAAGCAUAUUAUGAACUGGCCAAGAAGUAUCAUCCUGAUCUAAAUAAAGACAAUCCAGAUGCUGCAAAAAGGUUCACUGAGAUCGGAGAAGCUUAUGAGGUAUUGAGUGACCAAGACAAGCGCAACACCUACGAUGCCACUGGACACUCAGAAUACACUGCCGGAUCUCAAGGGGCUAGUAGUGGUUUUACUUCUUCACAGGCCGAGGAGAUAUUCAAGUCCUUCUUUGGUGGUGGAGGUUUCGGGAAUAUGUUUGAGCAGGGCGCAAGUACUCAUCGUAUUGGUUUGACCUUGAGUUUUAAUGAGUCAGUGAGUGGCUGUACAAAGGACAUCUCAUUGAGGGUGCAAGGUACAUGUGGGAGGUGUUUUGGGACUGGAGGUGAGCCGGGAACCAAGGAGCAAAUGUGUCCUUACUGCAGAGGGAAGGGAGAGGAGGUAAUCAACACAGGGUUGUUCCACAUGAAGUCAACGUGUCGACGUUGCCACGGUCAGGGGAAAAUAAUCACCACCCCCUGUCAUCAGUGCUCGGGUACUGGGACCACUGUUCGUGCCCAGAGUGUCAAUGUACAGGUACCAGCUGGUGUUGCUGACGGCCAGACUCUCAGGGUACCAGUGGGCCAGUCUGAAGCCUACGUUGUCCUGAAGGUUACAGACAGUGAUUUGUUUGAGCGAGAUGGCUUUGAUGUACACUCCGAUACUGAUGUCAGCUUCACCCAGGCAAUACUAGGUGGGGAACUCAAAAUUCCAGGACUGAGUGGACACAUCAUGCUCAAGAUACCUGCUGGAGUUCAGUCACAUCAUCGCAUCAAGUUAACCAAUAGAGGAAUACCUCAACUCAAUGGAUAUGGCAAGGGUGACCACUAUGUUCAUGUAAAGAUCUCAAUCCCAAAGAGGUUAACCAAGCAGCAGAGAGAACUAAUAACUGAGUAUGCCCUGACAGAGAACUUGGUGAAUGGGACAGUCAAUGGACUUGACAAAGGUAGAACGGAGAACAAAGAUGGACCUUCCUCUGUCGUCAAAGUCGAAGAAAAAGGAAUCAUUCAAAAGUUAAAAGACGUGUUUUGGAAGUCAGAUGAUGACGAAGCUGAACAACAACAAACUGAUCAGAGUAGAGAUAAAAUGAGCUAACUCACAGCUCUCAUUGUACAUAUAAUUGUGUUCAUUAUUAAUUUGUCAAUUCACCACAAUAAUAUUAAUGAUAAUUCCAUUCUCUGUAAAACUUU
Messenger RNA from Halichondria panicea, 1555 nucleotides. Its product is annotated as dnaJ homolog subfamily A member 3, mitochondrial-like. The record is from RefSeq and is a predicted model, not a curated record. The transcript is spliced from 8 exons. Gene Ontology annotation, biological process: protein folding; negative regulation of apoptotic process; response to heat. The coding region runs from base 72 to 1460 and encodes 462 amino acids. Gene Ontology annotation, cellular component: mitochondrion. Lineage: Eukaryota; Metazoa; Porifera; Demospongiae; Suberitida; Halichondriidae. Gene Ontology annotation, molecular function: heat shock protein binding; ATP binding.